GAGGAGGAGAAGGAGCAGCUCUGACACACGAAACAAAGGGGAGACAAACAGAGAGGCUGGAGAACGCAGAUAGAACCCUCUGAGAGUGAAAGCAGAGAGGAGGAUCAGUGAGUGGAGAGGAGGCGGCGGAGGAGGGAAGAGCUAAGGAAGAGGGGAGGGACGAGAAGGCAGGGGAGGACCGGUGCGAGAGGAGACAGAGAGGCAGAUCUGGAGCUUGACAGAGCAGCGGCGUGCAGCUGAAGAGCGGACUGAACACACAUGCACGGACGCACACGCCUCUGAGGAGUGUGGAGACAUGCACAGCCGGCUGCUGCUGCACAUGGACACACCAACACCAGCCGGGCACCACGGAGGAAAUACAGCAAACCCCUGAGCUGUCGGAGCGAUGGAGAGCAGCAUGUUCUUCGGCAACACAUGUCCGAGUGGCCUCAUGCCCGCCCUGGUGCGUCCAACCCUGCCUGCUGUCCAGAGCUCGCUGGCGAUGAAGCAGUUCCUCCCGAUGCCGUUGGACACGGCGUCGGCCGUCAGCCUCUUCCCAGGAUUCAGCGCGAUGGACCCGGUGCAAAAAGCCGUCCUCCAUCACACCCUCGGCCUCCCCCCCACCGUCAAGAGGAAGCACGUCUCCUGCAGCGUCUGCCAGCUGAGGUUCAACUCGCAGAGCCAGGCUUUGGCCCACUACAAAGGUACCAAACAUGCCAAGAGGCUAAAAGCCCUGGAAACCCCGAAGAGUAAGCUCAAGGGCUCCGCCAUCACCAAGGAGACCACCAGCCCGGAGAUCUCCAAGGGCAUCAGCACCUCGCAGAUCCCCAACGGCGUCCACAAAAAAGAUGCCAUCUGCGCGCGGCCAGCGUCCCCCGCUGAGAGGCCAGCGCCGCCAGCGCCGCCAGCGCCACCAUCGCCGUCAGCUGCUUCCUCGCCCAGCGACCAGAGUGUCACAGCAGCGCCAGAGACCAGCCCUGCGGCAGCGGGAGACGAGAAGCCGCCGCCAAAGCUAGGCUCUCCCUCGGAACCGGACGCCGACCACGAGGCCGAACCGGAGACAGACGCGGAGACGGAGGAGGAGAAGGCUCGCCGCCUCCUCUACUGCUCGCUCUGCAAAGUGGCGGUCAACUCAGCGUCACAGCUGGAGGCGCACAACAGUGGUACGAAGCACAAGACGAUGCUGGAGGCUCGCAGCGGCGUGGGCUCCAUCAAGUCUUUUCCUCGAGCGGGACUCAAGAGCAAAUUAGCUUCCUCCUCCAAGUCAUCCACGGGCCUGCAGAACAAAACCUUCUACUGUGAGACGUGUGACGUGCAUGUCAAUUCAGAGACUCAGCUGAAACAGCACAUCAGCAGCAGGCGGCACAAAGACCGAGCGGCGGGCAAACCGGCCAAACCCAAGUACAGCCCCUACAGCAAACCACAGAAAGGCCAGAGCAAGCAGCCGAUAAAGCUGAUUUUGGGGAAGGAGCGCCCCUGCCGGCCCCUCACCGCUCAGAUCAUCCCGGCUCAGCUGGCAGCAGUGGCCGCUGCUGCCGCCGCCGCCCUCGGUAACUCUUUCGCCCAGCGCACAAACCCCGCCUCCAACCCCACGUCCGGCCCCGGCCUGUUCCAGACGCAGACCCUCCCGGCGGCGCUGCUCCGCCCGGCCCCCGGGCCUGUCAGGACCUCCCAUCCGCCUGUCCUCUUCGCUCCCUACUGAAGGCAUUGACCCCCCCCCCGCUGUCCGACUAUGCAUUUGAAGCCCCUCACUCAGUUUGGACCCCCCUCUAAUGGAUUCACCGGACUCCACGUGCUGUCUGUGCCACCCGGCUCGCUCCCGGGCCCCGGACUCGAACCCUCGCCAUUCUGCAAUAAUGUACAAAGCCAACCCUGUGACCUAUGCAGUGUAAUUAUGUCCCGAUCUAAGGUGCCGUUUGUGCUGAACAUGGUGGGGAUGAAUUUGGUUAAGCUACCGUUGCAUUUGUGGAGUUCCGUCACCUGCAUCAUCCUGGUCAGGAUCGGGAGGGGGCGGAGUCUGUCUCUGUGAUGUCACAAACGAACAAACGUGGUCCUCGGAGCUCUAAACCGAAAGUUUGUCUGGGAAGCUGCUGCUUGGAAGCGACAGAGCUGGACUCCUCCAUGAACAUAAGCCACGCCCCCUCUGUUCCUGGAUGCACUUUAAGCUCCUCCUCCGUUCACGUCUGCAUUAGAUGGCUAGGCUGUGUUAGAUGUUAGUGUGCUGUACUGUGUGUCUCUCUUUUUUUGUCAUUCUUGCAUAUCAGUGUGUGUGUGCGUAUGUGGGGGUGUGCACGUGUGUGUGCGUGUGGGUGUGUGUGUGUGUGUGUGUGUGCGCUUUCAUCCAAUCAAAGCAUCCCAUCACUGACCGUCUCGGGCCAGAAGGACCACGAAGCCUCGUCUGUGUUAAAUGUUGGUGUGUUAAAGGUGAACAAUUUCAAAUAAAAGAGUCUUAAUUUGUUAU
Messenger RNA from Oryzias melastigma (Indian medaka), 2440 nucleotides. RefSeq names its product zinc finger protein 385D (gene znf385d). The coding region runs from base 386 to 1681 and encodes 431 amino acids. The transcript has 8 exons. The record is from RefSeq and is a predicted model, not a curated record. Gene Ontology annotation, molecular function: zinc ion binding; nucleic acid binding. Lineage: Eukaryota; Metazoa; Chordata; Actinopteri; Beloniformes; Adrianichthyidae. Gene Ontology annotation, cellular component: nucleus.